This is a messenger RNA of Notothenia coriiceps (black rockcod), 1905 nucleotides long. It is a transcript of the gene eif3ba, whose product is annotated as eukaryotic translation initiation factor 3, subunit Ba. Gene Ontology annotation, cellular component: eukaryotic translation initiation factor 3 complex. Gene Ontology annotation, biological process: translational initiation. NCBI's taxonomy places the organism in Eukaryota, Metazoa, Chordata, Actinopteri, Perciformes, Nototheniidae. The record is from RefSeq and is a predicted model, not a curated record. The transcript is spliced from 13 exons. Gene Ontology annotation, molecular function: translation initiation factor binding; translation initiation factor activity; RNA binding. Bases 1 to 1347 code for a protein of 448 amino acids.
AUGGACGGCAUUAUUUCUGAAUUGUCUGAGGCUCAAUGUGUGGUUGUUGUGUUUGUGUGCAGGUAUGUGGUGACCUUCAGUCCUCUUAUGGACACCAAGGAGGACCCGCAGGCCAUCAUCAUCUGGGACAUCCUGACCGGACAGAAGAAGAGAGGCUUCCACUGCGAGAGUUCAGCACACUGGCCCAUAUUCAAAUGGAGCCACGAUGGAAAGUUCUUUGCCAGGAUGACCCUAGACACACUGAGCAUCUAUGAGGCUCCAUCUAUGGGCUUGCUCGACAAGAAGAGUCUCAAGAUUACCGGCAUCAAGGACUUCUCAUGGUCUCCCGGUGACAACAUUAUAGCGUUCUGGGUCCCUGAGGACAAAGAUAUCCCAGCCAGGGUGACUCUGAUGCAGAUGCCUACCCGCCAGGAGAUCCGUGUCCGCAAUCUCUUCAAUGUUGUCGACUGCAAACUGCACUGGCAGAGAAACGGAGACUACCUGUGUGUGAAGGUGGACAGGACUCCUAAAGGAACCCCGGGCGUGGUCACCAACUUUGAAAUCUUCCGCAUGAGAGAGAAGCAGGUUCCUGUUGAUGUGGUGGAGAUGAAGGAGGGCAUCAUAGCGUUUGCAUGGGAACCCAACGGCAGCAAGUUUGCUGUUCUCCACGGAGAGCCUCCCAGGAUCAACGUCUCCUUCUAUCAUGUCAAGAACAACGGCAAGAUCGAGCUCAUAAAGACGUACGACAAGCAGCAGGCCAACAGCAUCUUCUGGAGCCCCCAGGGACAGUUUUUGGUGCUGGCCGGACUCAGGAGUAUGAAUGGAGCUCUGACCUUCGUGGACACGUCAGACUGCACCAUGAUGAACAUAGCAGAGCACUACAUGGCCUCCGACGUAGAGUGGGACCCCACCGGGCGCUAUGUCGUCACCUCCGUCUCCUGGUGGAGCCACAAGGUGGACAAUGCAUACUGGCUGUGGACGUUCCAGGGCCGUCUACUUCAGAAGAACAGCAAGGACCGCUUCUGCCAGCUGCUCUGGAGAUCCAGACCUACUACUCUGCUCAGUGUGGAACAGGCCAAGACCAUCAAGAAGGAUCUGAAGAAAUACUCCAAGAUCUUUGAGCAGAAGGAUCGUCUGAGUCAGUCCAAGGCUUCUAAGGAGCUGGUGGACAAGCGCAGGUCCAUGAUGGACGACUACCGUCGCUUCAGAGAGACAGCGCAGCAGACCUAUCUGGAUCAGAAGGAGGCCCGGCUCGAGCUCAGAGGAGGAGUGGAAACUGAUGAGCUGGACAGCAAUGUGGAAGACUGGGAGGAGGAGACCAUUGAGUUUUUUAUCAACGAAGAAAUCAUUCCCUUUGGAGAUCUGUAGUCCCCUACGCAGUUCCGAUUUUGUGUGGAAGGAGGAGAGGAACUGCGUCAUUGAUUGGAGAAGGACGAGGACCACGCUGUGAAUAAUUGGGGUUCACGAGCCUCAACGUUCAUCUUUAGUGACAUCAUCAAAGCACGUCUCAUCGAGGGACAAGAGAGGAUACUUCAAAAUGUUCCCAUUGACUCUCACCAUCAUCCGCCCACUUUUUUUCGCUCUGUGGAUCCUGAAAUUUAGUAAAACUGCCUGCUUCUUUUUUUAUUCAUUAAUUGGAGUCACCUGCCCUCUAUUCUCAGCCCCUCUCUUAUUGGACCGUCUUUUUCCAGGGGUUGUUUUAGGAACUAGCUUCACCAUGCUAGUGUGUUAUCACAGGGCAGCACAGAGUGGUGUAACAGUGGGGGGGGAAGGUGUUGUGACAAAACAAGUAGCCUUCUUUAUAAACGUGCUGAUGUGGCACUAUAGUGGCCUGUAUCCUCCUCCUUUCAGACUAGGCUUUCACACAGGGAGGUGGUGCGAAGUGGGAAUAACUUUAAAUAAACAUUCAAACAGAAGAUACCUGAA